This is a messenger RNA of Oenanthe melanoleuca, 10495 nucleotides long. It is a transcript of the gene FHOD3, whose product is annotated as formin homology 2 domain containing 3. Gene Ontology annotation, biological process: sarcomere organization; cardiac myofibril assembly; cortical actin cytoskeleton organization. Gene Ontology annotation, molecular function: actin filament binding. The coding region runs from base 259 to 5160 and encodes 1633 amino acids. Gene Ontology annotation, cellular component: cytoplasm; cytoskeleton. The record is from RefSeq and is a predicted model, not a curated record. Lineage: Eukaryota; Metazoa; Chordata; Aves; Passeriformes; Muscicapidae. The transcript is spliced from 28 exons.
CCGCUCUGCCCGCGCCCCGCGGCUCCGGCGCCGCCUCCUCCUCGCUCGGCCUGAAGCGCGCUCGCACUCGCGGAUCCCGGCGGGGAAGGGGCCAUGGGCCGCCUCCCCGAGGCGCGGCGGCUGUGAGCCCGGGGAGAGGCUGCCGGCUGCCGGCCGGGCUGCGCCGGGGAGGGAGCGCCGCUCGCAGCGCCUCGGUGCCGGUGACUUGGGGGUGCCGCUCCCCGCCCGCGCCUGCCCGCGGCGGUGCAUGGAUGCGCCAUGGCCACGCUGGUGUGCCGGGUGCAGCUGCUGGAUGACACCGACCCCUUCAACAGCACCAACUUCCCCGAGCCCACCCGGCCGCCGCUGUACACCUUCCGGGAGGACAUCCCGCUCGCCACCCAGCUGGCCGGGGUGCACCGCCUGCUCCGCGCCCCGCAGAAGCUUGAUGACUGCACCCUUCAAUUGUCUCAUAAUGGUACCUAUCUGGAUCUAGAAUCCACCCUAGCAGAGCAAAGAGAUGAAUUAGAAGGCUUCCAGGAGGAUGCUGGGAGGGGCAAGAAGCACAGCAUAAUUCUGAGGACCCAGCUGUCAGUGAGAGUCCAUGCCUGCAUUGAAAAACUUUACAAUUCCAACGGACGGGAGCUGAGACGGGCACUUUUUUCCUUGAAACAAAUAUUUCAGGAUGACAAGGACUUGGUUCAUGAGUUCGUUGUUGCUGAAGGUCUGACUUGCUUAAUCAAAGUGGGGGCAGAAGCUGACCAGAAUUAUCAGAACUACAUCCUGAGAGCUUUGGGCCAGAUAAUGCUUUAUGUUGAUGGCAUGAAUGGAGUGAUAAAUCAUAAUGAAACUAUCCAAUGGCUGUACACGCUUAUUGGCUCAAAGUUUCGCCUGGUGGUAAAAACAGCACUGAAGCUGUUGCUGGUGUUUGUGGAGUACACAGAAUCCAAUGCACCCCUUUUGAUCCAGGCAGUAUCUACUGUGGAUGAAAAGAGAGGAGCCAAGCCAUGGUCCAACAUCAUGGAGAUACUGGAGGAGAAGGAUGGAGUUGAUACAGAACUAUUGGUUUAUGCAAUGACCUUGGUUAACAAGACGCUGUCAGGAUUGCCAGAUCAAGACUCUUUCUACGAUGUGGUGGACUGUCUGGAAGAGCUAGGCAUUGAAGCUAUUUCACAGAGACACUUGAACAAGAAAGGAACAGACUUGGACUUAGUUGAGCAAUUUAACAUUUAUGAGGUGACCCUGCGGCACGAGGACGGCGAUGAGGGCGCGGAGCCGCCUCCCAGCGGGCGCAGGGACCGGAGGAGAGCCAGCCUGGGGGCCGGGGAGCGCCGGGGGCUGGAGCGCCGGCGGAGCCGCAGGCACUCGGCACAGAGCCUCAGGAGCAGCGCCUCGGCCCCGGGCAGCCCCUGCGGGCCGGCGAGCUUCGUGCUGAGCCACGGGCAGCGCGGGGACCAGCUCUGCGAGAGUGGGCUGAGAGCUGAGAGCCCCAUGGUCUCACAGGCUGAUAACAAGGAUGACAGUGCGUUUGAGGAUGAGUUUAAAGCAUCUUCAGUAGAGGACGAAUAUGAAGAGGAGGAAGAAGAACAGCCAGUCACAGAGCCCAAUACUGAGGAUGAGGGGGAGGAAGAGGCCGAUAGGCAGGUCAAAGCCAGUGAGGUUCCAGAUGUGCACGAGGCUGUGAAGGAAAGCUUUUCACAGUGUUCUGACUCUUCAGCUGUCUCCAGUGCCAUUUCUCCAGCUGAGAGGCCUCUCGCCUGCUCUAGAGCAAAGAGCUUUUCUAGCAACUCCUCUUCUGUGCCUGACUCAUCUGUCUCUCAUCAUAAUUCUCUCCUUUCAUCACCAUCUUCACCUGCAACAGCAUUGCUGAGCUCUCCCCAAAAUUCCUCUGCAUCCAUUACUCCAAAGGCAUCUCCAACGGUGGAGAAAUUACCUUAUGUACCACACACUCCUUUUCACCUCUUCUCCUAUGACUUUGAAGAGUCUCCAGCAUCUGUGAAAGAGAAGGAAGCAGAAAUGAUGAGGGAAAACAGAUACAAUAGCUAUGGCAGCAGCUCUUACUCUUCUCCACGACCUUAUGCUGGUGUGAGUGCCCCUACAACACCCACUACUCGUUAUGGGACAACUCUGUCACCGCCUCAGGAGACCAAAUCUGACAGGCCAGCUUUGGGUGGUCUCCUUACAUCAUCUUUUCGGCAGCACCAGGAGUCCUUGGCAGCAGAAAGAGAAAGACGGCGUCAGGAGAGAGAAGAAAGGUUGCAAAGGAUAGAACGUGAAGAAAGAAACAAAUUCAACCGUGAUUAUUUAGACAAAAGAGAAGAGCUAAGACAAGCAAGAGAAGAGAGAUACAAAUACUUGGAGAAGUUGGCAGCAGAGGAGUAUGAGAAGGAGCUGAAGAGUCGGAGUGUCAGCCGAGGCAGAAGUGAGCUGUCCUUGAAUCUGAGAUCUCCUUCAGCUCCAUCCUCACCUGUACCCAAGUGCAUCAGCCCAGCAUCCAUAGAGUCCCAGGAAGAGCUGAAGACCCCUUCCAUCCCAUGUGGAACUCCUCAGCCCUCAGAAGUGAGUGCCAGUGAACCCGAACCAGAGACAGAGACAGAACCAGAAGCAGAAGCAGAGCAGGAGGCUGAGGCUGAGGCCAAGCAGGGAACGGAGACACCCAAGGAAAUAGAGACUACAGAGGUGGGACCAGAGAGUGAGGUGGAGCAAGGACCAGAGAGAGAGCCAGAAGAAAGUGCAAUACUCAGUGAAAAGGAGAGGCAGAAUGAGGAAGUGAAUGAAAAAGACAACUGUUCUGCAUCCAGUAUAUCCUCAGCAAGCAGCACUUUAGAGAGGGAAGAGAGAGAGGACAAGUUAACCAGUGACAAUGAAACUGGUCCAUGGUCACAGACCAUUCAGGAUGCUGGUGUGAAUGAGCAGUGCAGCAACAUCCUCAACAACAAGCGGUUCAUGCUGGACAUGUUGUAUGCCCAUAACAAAAAGCCCAAAGAUGAAGAGGAGAAGGAGCUGGAGGCGAAGGAGGAAAAGAAGGAGACGGAGGAAAGCGAGGAGUCACUCACUAGCCUAGCCAGCAGGAUCUCUAUUCUUCAGGCCACAAAGCAGGCCAAAGAUGAAAGUGUCAAAAAGAUGGAGAUUGGAAAUCUGGACAACCAAGGCAGUGUGAAAGCCUUUGCAGAAAAGUUUAACAGUGGUGAGCUGGCUAAGGGGACAGCUGAAGAUGAAAUCAAUGAACAGGUCCCCGAGAAAACACCAGCACAGACAAAGAAGGAAUCUGAUUACAUAUGGGAUCAGCUCAUGGCUAAUCCUCGAGAACUGAAAAUCAAAGAUAUGGAUUUUACAGACUUGGGGGAGGAGGAUGAUGUAGAUGUGUUGGACAUGGAUAUGGGUCCUGGGGACUCCCUUGCUCCCCCUCCUCCACCUCCACCUUCUUUUCUGGGUUUGCCUCCUCCACCGCCUCCCCCCUUGUUUGGAUGUCCACCUCCACCUCCGCCCUCUGCUAAUUUAUUGGCUCCUCCUCCACUGUUCAGCUCUCCUCAGGGUUUAGGGUCACCCCAGGUUUCCAGGGGUCAGCCAGCAUUUAUAAAGAAGAAGAAAACCAUCCGUCUGUUUUGGAAUGAGGUACGGCCAUUUGAGUGGCAGUGUAAAAACAACAAACGCUGCAGAGAAUUCCUGUGGUCCAAACUGGAACCCAUUAAGGUGGACACUUCCAAACUGGAGCAUCUCUUUGAGUCUAAAUCCAAGGAACUGCCUGUCACAAAGAAAACUGCUGCAGACGGGAAGCGACAGGAGAUCAUUGUGUUGGACUCCAAGCGAAGCAAUGCCAUUAAUAUUGGCUUGACUGUGUUGCCCCCUCCCCGCACCAUCAAGACUGCUAUUUUGAACUUUGAUGAAUAUGCCUUAAAUAAGGAAGGAAUAGAGAAAAUCCUGACCAUGAUCCCAACGGAGGAGGAAAAGCAGAAGAUCCAGGAGGCGCAGCUGGCGAAUCCCGAUGUGCCCCUGGGCAGCGCCGAGCAGUUCCUUCUCACCCUCUCCUCCAUCAGCGAGCUCUCUGCCAGGCUCCAGCUCUGGGCUUUCAAGAUGGACUAUGAGAUAGUGGAAAAGGAAGUUGCAGAACCACUGCUAGACCUGAAGGAGGGAAUGGACCAACUGGAGCACAAUAAAACUUUGGGGUUUAUCCUUUCCACUCUACUAGCCAUUGGGAACUUUCUGAAUGGAACCAACGCCAAAGCUUUUGAGUUGAGCUACCUCGAGAAGGUUCCAGAAGUCAAGGACACAGUGCACAAACAGUCCCUCCUGCACCACGUCUGCACUAUGGUGGUAGAAAAGUUCCCAGACAGCACUGAUCUUUAUUCAGAGAUUGGGGCCAUCACUAGGUCAGCCAAGGUUGACUUUGAACAACUCCAGGAAAACUUAUGUCAGAUGGAAAGACGGUGCAAAGCAUCAUGGGAUCACCUUAAGGCUAUAGCAAAGCAUGAAAUGAAGCCAAGUCUAAAGCAAAAAAUGUCUGAGUUCCUUAAAGACUGUGCAGAAAGAAUCAUAAUCCUGAAGAUUGUUCAUAGAAGAAUAAUUAACAGGUUUCACUCAUUUUUGUUAUUUAUGGGCCAUCCUCCCUACGCAAUACGUGAAGUCAACAUCAAUAAGUUCUGCAAAAUUAUAAGUGAAUUUGCUCUGGAGUACCGCACCACCAGGGAACGAGUUCUGCAGCAAAAACAGAAACGAGCCAACCACAGGGAGAGGAACAAGACCAGAGGGAAAAUGAUAACAGAUUCCGGCAAGUUCUGCAGCAGCUCCCCUCCCUGCCCGAGCCAGCCGCAGGGCCUGCAGUACGCCGAGGACGCCGCGGAGCACGAGAACAUGAAGGCCGUGCUCAAGAGCUGCUCGCUGGCCGGGGACAGCGCCGUGGCGCUCGGCGUCCGCACUCGGAGCCGCGCCAGCCGAGGCCGUGUUGGCUCGUGGAACGCUGGCACCGACGACUCGCCGAGCGCGACGGAUGACGCCGCGGAUGAGAUCAUGGAUCGCAUUGUCAAAUCCGCCACCCAAGUGCCAAGCCAGCGAGCCGUGCCUAGAGAGAGGAAGCGGUCACGAGCCAACAGGAAGUCAUUGAGAAGGACACUAAAGAGUGGGCUAACACCAGAAGAAGCCAAAGCACUGGGCCUCAUCAGCACUUCUGAGAUGCAGGUUUGACAUCCCAGGGGUGGCACCAAGAAGAGCCGUUCAUCUGAAGCACACAGGCUGAGAACCCUUCAGCAUGGCAUUGAACUGCCAGCCUCCUCUGCUGCUCCCAACAUCCCAUCCUCUGUUAGUUCCAUUUUAAUCAGCAACAAAAAGCAAAACCCCACAUCCAGGGCAGAAGAAGGGUGUGCCACAGCUCAGCAUGACAUCCAGACGGUAACUGAGGAAGUAUUUGAGUGUUCCUAAAUGAAAGCACAUGGCUUCUUCUCCUCGUGGUGUGUUGAUGUGGGUAGGAGGGGGCUCUCUGAGUUAUCUGUCAUUAUGUGAGCUGUGUUUAAGUUGGCUUUACUUGUGCCCUGUUUUAGUCAUUGUAAAUGUAUGGCAUUUUGUCAAUGCAAGGAACAGUCCUUAAAGAGGCAAAAUAACUCUUGUUACAGCAACCCAAAUUUUCUUCAAGCAGAUUCAUUAAGCAAAGAUGCACAGUCUGUACAACCCUGUGGUGUGUGGGGUUUUUUAUUAUUUUGCCACCAAAGAAUGUAAAAAUAUGUGUGUACCUUUGUAUAUGUACAGAAUGAAUGUGUGGACAUGUGUGCAUGUAUCUGUACAUAUGCAGUCAUGGUGUGAAAUCAUGCUUUUGCUGAAGCCAGCUGGACCAUGAUUUUCACUGUGGGGCCUUACUGUUCCACCUGGACAGGAGGAAAAGAAUGUCUUUUUUGCAGGAACUCAGUGCUGUUCAGUGUGAUUCACCCUGUGGGGCAGGCCAUGGCCUGCAAUACAAGUGGAGAGUUUAGGAUCCUGAAUUCAUGUGCAUAAGGCACACUCAUACAGUACAUAGCAGCAUGCACACAGAGGAGAGGACACAGUUCCUCCCUCUUGUUGAGCUAUGGUUGUACUUUGCAUUUGUACAGUUUCAGAGAGAUCUACAUCAACAAUUUUACAUACUAAAAUGCAUUUGGAUGCUAAGAUCAAGAAGUUUUGUUCACUUGCCUGUGCCCUUCAUGCUGCUUUUCUCUGCUGCAAGAUAAUGUGAUGGUGAUUUUUUUUCAAUUUAAUGAAUCUGAAUAUGAAAUAGCCCUGCUAAAAAGCCUGCUGUGUUUUUGCUGUUCUAUACUGUGAUUAUUUGUGAUUAUCCUUGAUACAAGUGGAGUGGGUACCACAGUAAACAACUCCAAUAUAUUUGCCCCUAUCUCACAGUUUUAUAAAUGACUUUUGUAACUGCCCUCAGCAUGUUUGAAGAACCUUUAGUCAACUCAUCUGCCUUUAAGUGGAGGACAUAUACAGCAGUGAAGAUCAAUUGAACAGUCACCCCAACCACUGCUGAAGUAUUUUGAAGAGAACUGCAAACAACAAUAACAUAAAAGGGAACCUUUUAAGCCAAAGUCUGUAUAUGGCCAAUAGAUUCUCAAGAAUGCAUAAGAUUGUUUCUUUCCAUUGCCUUAGCCUCUAAGAUUAAGGAUUUGUCUGCACAGCAGUAACAGCUGAGACUUCUUCAAGCUGGUUAAGUGAGGAACUGCAGCAGUUUAGUCAUGGUAACAGGGUUUGAUUUUGGCUGCAAAACACACUUGGAAAAUAGAGUUAAAUUACAGUCUUUGCUGGGGUCCUAGUGCCAUAGCUGUGUUGCUUCUGGCACCCAGGUAAGGUACUUCAAGUUAUUCUGCUCUUCUCUCUUUAAGGACAGGAUAAUCACUAAUGAUUGUUCAAGAGAGUUGAACCAAACACAAUAAACCUUUGAAACCAUGGUCAUCCCUCACAUUGCAUUGAGCUCAGCACCCAAGUGAUGACAGAGCCAGGUAGCUGCCAACACUGCAGCGAGACCUGUGGCUGAACAUCCUACCUAUGCUGUCCACCCUCUUGAAUGUAACACUUCAUUCUUUAUCUGCAAAUUCCUUGGAUCUCCCAUGGAAUAAAAAGCCACUCAUGACCAAUGGUUCUUAAGAACAGCAUUGAGUUUGAUGUGGUUUUCCCCUCCAUUUGUUAAAAAGCCGAUUUUACAAGUAGACAGAAGGCAGUAGUUGGGUAAUCAAUACAAUAUGUUGUGUAUUUGAAGGCUGUGGAAAGGAAGAAGCUGGUUAGGAAACAGAAGUGACACAUAACUAAUUUCACUGUAAAAUAGGCAAGACCUACGAACAUCUGGAUUUUAAUGUGGAUCUUUAUGUGCUGCUCAUCGCUAUGGAUUUUAAAGUCUUGCACAAGGAUGCUUAGAACAAAGAACUGAAGGUAAUGGGGGUUUGUGGAGGUGUGUGAAGUCUGAAACGAGAGGAAGACACCCUGAAUGUCAUGAUCAUGUUGAAUUGUGCUACUUGCUAAGUGAUAAAAAAAGCAAAAAAUCAAAAAUGCAACAAAGUACAUGUAUGCUGGCAGAGAUCCUAUAUUUGGAGGGAGAAAAGCAAAAAAGUCUUUAAAAAUUAGUAUUUUAAUUAAAAUAUGCUGAAUGUGCAAAAUUGGUGACCACUUGGCUGUUGGUGGCCACUUUCUAACAGGGAACAAAUUUGUGUUUCAUUUAAGCACAGUACAGUGUCUGUCUCUGAAACAUAACAUAGCUGAUUAAUUACUAAUAGUUGGGCACAUGUAUUUUCAAAAUUGUGCAAAAAUUGUGCAAAACUUUAUAUGCUCCUUAUCCAGGAGAACAUUAAAUAUGGAGAAUAAUAUAGGUUGGAAUAAGUUCAGUGGAAAAAAAAAGGUGGUUUCUUUCAGAUUCUCUGGAUGUGUCUUACAUGUGAAGCAGAUUCUUCCUUUUCUGUUUUUCCAAGGCAUUUGUUUUUCUGUUUGUGCUCUCUAUCUGAAAAACUGAUAGCAACUUUUCUGAAGAAUAAUUUGGUCUUGUUUAUGCACUAGUAUACAGUCAGAUAAAUUCCACUGUCCUCAGCAUUUACUGCAACAAAACUGUCAGACAUAAUGUAGCACAGUAACUACAGGAGAGCUUUCCAUUUUGGUUCCUGAUAAAAAUGAUCUACUAAUCUGUAAGUUGACAGUAUUUCCUCCAGAGUCUGCCAGCGUGUCCUGACUGUGGGAAUAACAUUUGUUCCCCUUCAUCUAACUAGGGAAUUCCAGAUGAAGUGGGGGAAUUCAUUAUAUCUGUGUGACUCUCUCUGUCUAGUGAGGUUUUGAGCUGCUGCCUGCCCUCCCAUCAUUGGAAGAGCCCACCAUAAGGAUGUAACACUUGUUGUAAGACAAGUUUUGUAUGAGAUAUGACUUGACAAAGAUAAAAGUCUUGGAUACACAAUGUAGUAUGUUCCCAUUUCUCACUCAGAGAUCCAUGAAGGCUGUUUUUAAACACUUGCAGCCAUUAUAACUACCUCUCUUCCCUUUCUGAUAGAUACAGUCAGCUGCAAAUGCAGUGCCCAGAGCAUUGUGUCUGAGUGCCACCAUAAUGCCUUCCUGAUCUGGAUGCUGAGGUAAACAUUAGCACAUGAAAUAACCUCCAAAGGGAAGCUAUGCUCAUUUUCAUUCAUCUCACUUGAUGUUUAAAAGCAGACUGCAUGCAGAUACUUUCUAUAAUCUCACUCCCAAGUGGAGAUAACGCCCAGUUGCAGUUGUGUGGCUGCAGUGAAGAAACCCCCAGGGAAUGUUUGUGUGCCACACUUGAGAGUAAAAGAUCCCUCACUAAAGUUAAAUUCAUCACUCUUCACCUUUCAGUCAGGCCAGGCACCAGGCUCAUAGAUUCCAGAUGUUUUAUAGCCCCUUGGCUGCUAUGUAUGGCCUUUCUGUUUGAUAGCUCCUUGUCCAUAAUCCAAAGUCAACAAGAAAAUGGUGGUUUAAUGAGGGUCUUUCUUUCUCCCUUGAAUCCUGGAGCUUCAAACAUGGUUUUAAAAAUGCAUUUCUUUUUGUCUUUUGACACCCUUUUCAGUGAAUCUCUGCAGUGGGUGAUUCUGUCAGCAAAAUAAGGCAUCAGUUUAGUAGACAGACAAGACUUUGGCUUUAGCAUAAUAGAUAAUCACAUGUAAAUAUCAAGACAUGAGUUAUUGUCCUAAUUUAAUAGAAAUUUUGAGUCAGUCUUGAUGUGAGUGAACAGGAAUGGUUUCCUGUAAGGCACUGCCUGCCUCUAUCCGAAGGAUGCACGGGGACAUCAUUAGGCAGAAGCAGGAGCAUAUUCCUCUCUCCUUUUCACUCCUGCAGCUCACUGCACACGUUCCAAUCCUCCCAUCUCCUUCAAGGCAGGCUGAGUGUGCUCUGCUGGGCAGCCUCACCCUGGGACACAGUCAGAUGGUGGCUCUGUGCUUGCAGCAGCAGGACACAAGAAACACUUGUAUAAGCUGGCAGGGACACAACUGUUGAUGUUCCUCUGGAGGAAAAACUGCCAGGUACUUACAGGCUCUGAAAGAAAAUUAACUGCAGUGUUUUUGAAUGAGAAAAUGUUUGGUUGUAGGCAACCAUUGAAAACCAUUCACAAACAUUUGAACAGCAUGUAGGGCCCACCUUGCUUUGCUUCAGCUGGGGCAGCAACUGGCUCAAUUGGCAUUUGUCAAAAAGUUUUUGGCAAGGAGUUUAAUAGCAAGGAGUUUCAGAGAUGUAUAGUUUGAUGUUUAUGCCAAAAAAAAAAAAAAAUCUAAUUAGUCCAUUUCACAUUGAGUGGCAGAUAGAGAUAUAUUUUGUUUAAUCACUAUCUAAUGCAGAGGCUUCUGUGAAAGAAAAGGUUUAUUUGUAGCAUUGGAUGCAUUUCUCCUUUUUAAAGACUGUCUUUGCGCAUUUAGUGUCCUUUUUUGUGAGCUGGGAAUUGUAAAAAAAUGUAAAGUAGAAGAGGACGUGUUUCUUAGACGAAGGAGAAAUACUGUAAAAUUGUGUAAAUGUCACUACUCAUGUUUUUCCAUGUUCUGUGUAGCAUAGUGUAAAAUAGGCUCUCCAGCAGUGUUAUUCUGUGAAUUGUAAUUUAAAAAACAAGCCAUGCAUGGUCAGAGAUAUUACCUACAGGUCCUUUUGGUUGAGUUUUUUGUUUUGUUUGUUGUUUUCUUAUUUUAGGUGAAUUCAUUCUAUGUUAAAUUUAAUUGUCCAUGAAAAUGCAUUUUUGUUUCUGUUUUAUUUCAUAAAAAACUUGAAUUACUCUUUUAAGAUUUUAUUACACACAAAGCUCACCUACCGUUUGUAUUGGAUCCUCAAGAAGCGGUGUCACAUUUAGUAUAAACUAGGGGGGAUUUUAUUUUUAUCUGCCUCUUCUCCCCCCACUCUUCCCACUUUCCUGUCUGGAAAGAUCCAAUCACACCCUAUGUUUGUUUUUUUUUCUGUGCCAUGCAGGGUCAAUAUUGAAAACUGACCGCAGACCAGUGUUCAAAAUUUCUUGAUAUAAGUAGUUAAAAAGCUCACCUCUACAGCAUUAUGUAAACACAUCUUGCAAUAAAGCUUUAUAAAGCAC